UCUCUUUGUAUUGAAGUAAUCAUCCUCGUUUCAUAGGGAAACAAACAGAGUUGUUUUGUGUUCAGAUAAAAUGCAAUGAAAUAAGAAUCGAAACAAUUUAAAUGAAAUUUUUUAGAAAUUUAGUCGUGUAAUUUGAUAGAAAGGGCGCACAAUGAAUGUGGUUUGGAACAAUUUGAUGAUUAGUUUGAUUUUGUUAACAGAAGUCCAGCUGCAAGAUUUACCUAAGAUACAACCAUUUAAUUUUCCAAAACAAGUUAUACUUAAUCAAAAAGUUAGUACUACUUGCACUGCUAUGUCCGGUCCUCCGCCUUUGGAAUUUUCUUGGUUGAAAGAUGGAAAAGAAAUCCAUACUAAGGAUAAUCUAUCAAUUCAAACUUAUAAAGAUUAUUCGGUAUUACUUAUAGAAAGAGUUGAUGUGCAAUCUGCAGGAAAUUAUACCUGCACACUUUCUGCUUCUAGUGGUGUGGAUAGAUAUACAGCUUCUCUAGAGAUCAGAGCUCCUCCCAAGUGGAUAAAAGAACCAGAAGAUAAAGACAUAAAAGUUGGAAGCACACUUAUACUGGAAUGCGAGGCUACUGGAUUACCCUCACCAGAUGUAUCUUGGAUGAAACUAGACGGUGAAUCUCGUAAUGGUUUCAAAUUUAUUUAGAAAACUCCCUGGAUUUUGUUGAAUUAAAGAAAAAAAAAA
Molecule: messenger RNA, 688 nt
Organism: Centruroides sculpturatus (bark scorpion)
Lineage: Eukaryota; Metazoa; Arthropoda; Arachnida; Scorpiones; Buthidae
Product: Down syndrome cell adhesion molecule-like protein Dscam2
Exons: 3
Coding region: 152-649 (165 amino acids)
Biological process (GO): homophilic cell-cell adhesion; axon guidance; dendrite self-avoidance
Cellular component (GO): plasma membrane; axon
Molecular function (GO): cell-cell adhesion mediator activity
Source: RefSeq, a predicted model, not a curated record